AUGGGGGAGCCGAUCCUGCUCUUCGUGCUGAGCCUGGCGGGGGGCGGCGGCGGCGGGCAGAGCAAGGCCGUCUUCGUGGACCACAGCAGGUCUGCUCACCACAGCCUUCCAGGCAACAGUAGAGCCACCAGCCACAUCGGAGCAGCCUUGGGGGAAUAUCAGGACCAGCAUCCUCAAGACGGGCUGCCCAGGCUGAAGACCCUUGCCUGGAUCCCCCGGGGUGCCACCCUGCACACGGCCAAAGUCGAGCUGGCCUUCGCUGCCACCGGGUUGGAGAUGCGCCUCCGCCAGGGCUGGCUGCAGAAGGGGACGGCCUUCGUUGGAGGCAGAGAUGGGCGCCCCGCACAGCAGUUCCUGCAGAAGCUGCUCCACCUCUGGGGGAGGCUCCCUGUUGUCCAGCAGCUUCGGGCACUUGGCAGGCAACGACGGUCCCUCAUCUGGCCAAGCCUGCUCCCUCACCCUGCCCCGAGUGGCACCAGGAGGCUUGCAGAAACAGGCAGUCGUGCCCAGGAGGGGGGAAGCAGCUUGCCCCCAGCUCUGCUCCACUCCAGGGAGGAGGAGGUUUUGAAGCCAGCUGUCCCUGCCCAAAGGACCUUGCUGAAUCUCCUGGGCAGCACCAGCACGGUCUCUGGGCAGCCCCCUGUCCCCAAGCAGGGUGCACAGCCAUCGCUGCCCAGCUUGGCCACGGAGGUUGGGGCAGCCCACGAGGUCACGUGCCGGUGCCCAGACAGCCAGCACACUAAAGCCCCUGCCCAGGAGGUGGAGGGCCGGCAGGUGGGGCUGCGCGUGCCCACUCCCCGCACGGAGGAAGCGGCCUGGGCCGCCAGCGCCCUCACUUUCUUGCUGGUGGUGCUGACGCUGGCGGUGCUGUACACCCGUCUCCACCAGAAGUGCCGCCGCGGGCCGAGUCUCUACUGGAGGACAAGCAGCGAGGAGGGGCGUGAGACAGUGGCCGCUGUCAUGAAGCGCCGCCUCUUCUCCCACCACAGACGGAAGCGGCGGCUACGGCAACCGCCUCAGCAGCAGCGGGCGCUUCUGCCCAGCUCCUCCAGCGACGACAGCCCUGCAUGACGCCUCGGCUGGCAUGGCCUGUUGUCAGGAGGCGGCUGCCCCAAAGCCCGGCGCCUGAGGAGGAUCAGGCUCCUGGCCUGAAUGCUGAUUUUCUUUUGUUACUCAAUAAAAUAUAUUUUCCUACGUA
This is a messenger RNA of Candoia aspera, 1198 nucleotides long. It is a transcript of the gene TP53I13, whose product is annotated as tumor protein p53 inducible protein 13. The coding region runs from base 1 to 1071 and encodes 356 amino acids. Gene Ontology annotation, cellular component: cytoplasm. The transcript has 6 exons. NCBI's taxonomy places the organism in Eukaryota, Metazoa, Chordata, Lepidosauria, Squamata, Candoiidae. The record is from RefSeq and is a predicted model, not a curated record.